Molecule: messenger RNA, 777 nt
Organism: Fulvia fulva
Lineage: Eukaryota; Fungi; Ascomycota; Dothideomycetes; Mycosphaerellales; Mycosphaerellaceae
Product: L-2,3-butanediol dehydrogenase
Exons: 4
Coding region: 1-777 (258 amino acids)
Molecular function (GO): oxidoreductase activity, acting on the CH-OH group of donors, NAD or NADP as acceptor
Source: RefSeq, a predicted model, not a curated record
AUGAGCAAAGUAGCAAUCGUAACAGGCUCGAGCCGUGGCAUCGGCAGAGCAAUCGCCAUCCGAAUCGCCCAGGACGGCUACGAUGUCUGCGUCAACGACAUCGAAGCCAACAAGCAAGGGUGUGAAGAGGUUGCACAAGAGAUCCAAAAGAUGGGCAGGAAGUCAUGCGUUGCCACAGCAGACGUUAGCAAGCUCAGCGAGGUCGAGGCCAUGAUCCAGACCGCAGUGAAAGAGCUUGGUAACUUGAACACCAUGAUCGCCAACGCAGGAAUCGCUCAAGUAAAACCCCUCCUCGAGCUAACCGAAGACGACUUCAAGAGAAUGUUCGAAGUCAACGUCUACGGCGUACACAACUGCUACCAAGCCGCCGCAAAGCAACUAAUCAAACAAGGAAACUGCACCCCCUCCAACAUGGGUAAACUGAUAGGCUGCGCCUCCAUCGUCGCCUUCAAACCCUUCGUCCUCCUCUCCCACUACAGCGCCUCCAAAUGGGCCGUCCGCGGCCUCUCCCAAGCCUACGCCAUGGAAAUGGCCGAAUACAACAUCACAGUCAACGCAUACGCCCCAGGCAUCGUCGGCACGGCAAUGUGGGACCUGAUAGACGAAAAGCUCGGCGAGAAGGAUGGGAGGAAGAAGGGUGAUACUAUUAAGAAGUACACGGAAGAGCUGAUUGCCCAGAAGAGGACCAGUGUGCCUGAAGAUGUGGCGAAGUUGGUGUCAUUUUUGGCGGGUCCGGAUUCAGAUCAUGUCGUUGACGGAGGCAUUAUCUUCACAUAG